This is a messenger RNA of Seriola dumerili (greater amberjack), 1785 nucleotides long. RefSeq names its product opsin 3 (gene opn3). The record is from RefSeq and is a predicted model, not a curated record. The transcript has 4 exons. Gene Ontology annotation, cellular component: photoreceptor outer segment; membrane. Gene Ontology annotation, molecular function: G protein-coupled receptor activity. Gene Ontology annotation, biological process: G protein-coupled receptor signaling pathway; visual perception. NCBI's taxonomy places the organism in Eukaryota, Metazoa, Chordata, Actinopteri, Carangiformes, Carangidae. The coding region runs from base 120 to 1283 and encodes 387 amino acids.
AUUAGCGGCGCGGGGAGCGCGUGGAGGUGCGGCGUGGAGCCCACAGUGUCUCGUGUCUGGGACACACUCUGACACACCGCGCGCUGCACAAUGCUGGAAACCAAGUUUUUAUCCGCGCAAUGAAUCCUGCCAACGAAACCAGAGUCGAGAGAAGUACUGAACAUUAUCUUUUCACAGUUGGCACCUACAAACUUCUCGCUUUCACCAUCGGGACCAUUGGAGUAUUCGGCUUUUGUAAUAACGUUGUUGUCAUCAUACUCUACUGUAAAUUCAAGAGACUCCGGACACCCACAAAUUUGUUACUGGUUAAUAUAAGUUUGAGUGAUUUGCUGGUUUCUCUCAUCGGAAUAAACUUUACCUUUGCUUCGUGCGUCAAAGGCGGAUGGAUCUGGAGCCAGGCAACAUGCAUCUGGGACGGCUUCAGCAACAGCUUAUUUGGCAUUGUUUCCAUCAUGACUUUGGCAGCCCUGGCCUAUGAACGCUACAUCCGGGUGGUCCAUGCCCAGGUCGUGGACUUCCCCUGGGCCUGGCGGGCCAUUGCCCACAUCUGGCUGUACUCCCUGGCCUGGACAGGGGCUCCUCUGCUGGGGUGGAACCGCUACACUCUGGAGAUCCACCAGCUGGGCUGCUCUCUGGACUGGGCUUCAAAGGACCCAAAUGAUGCCUCCUUCAUCCUCUUCUUCCUCCUGGCCUGUUUCUUUGUGCCUGUUGGUGUCAUGAUCUACUGCUACGGGAACAUCCUCUAUACAGUGCAGAUGCUGCGCUCCAUCCAGGACCUCCAGACGGUUCAGAUCAUCAAGAUCUUGCGGUACGAGAAGAAGGUCGCCGUUAUGUUUCUCCUGAUGAUCUCCUGCUUCCUGGUGUGUUGGACGCCCUACGCUGUUGUGUCCAUGAUGGAGGCCUUUGGCAGAAAGAGCAUGGUCUCUCCCACGCUGGCCAUCAUCCCCUCGUUCUUUGCCAAGUCCAGCACAGCCUACAAUCCCCUCAUCUACGUGUUCAUGAGCAGAAAGUUCCGGCGCUGUUUGCUGCAGCUGCUCUGUUCGCGGCUCUCUUGGCUGCAGCGCAGCCUCAAAGAGCGCCCCCUGGCUCCAGUCCAGCGGCCCAUCCGGCCCAUCGUCGUGUCCGGCGCAUGUGGCAGCAGGGACCGACCCAAAAAGAGGGUGACCUUCAGCUCCUCCUCCAUCGUUUUCAUCAUCACCAGCGAUGACUUCCGCCACCUUGAUGUGACCUCCAAGGCUGGAAGUUCCUCGGAGGUCAAUGUCAUUCAAGUGAGGCCACUGUGAUCCUCAAGGACUGGACUUCUCACCCCACCACUCAGUAUGCCUUAGGACAUAACAUGCAAUUCCAAACCAAAUAAUCCUGUCUGACCUCCUGAGACGUUCCUGCGUCUAAACACAGUUACAGAUUUGUUACUAAUCAACUGUAAAUAUCCCACUGUCAACCCAAGAUCUCAUCAUAACCUGUUUCCUGAUGAAAUUGUGACAUCCUCAUCUGACAUCAGCUGUGGUGACAUUCGUACAUAAUGAUGUAGUUAACAAUUAUGUUUCUCUUAGAAAAAGAAUCACACUUGUUUGUCAAAUAUGCCAUUUAGUAUAUGUGACAACUGUAGGACUGUGUCGAGCAUUUAGAGGCCAGUGGUGUUAAGGACCUGAGUUUGGAUUAGCAUGUAAUAGUAAAUUGUUUUGGUUGGUACCCAACUGCAAUUGUGUAAAAUGGAAAAUAAGCCUUAGCUCCUUAGCCAUAAACCAUAGUACACAAACUGACAUUACUGUGUAUGGAUUCAAU